UCACACUCACCGUUCGCGCCCUCACCAUUCAUAAACUAGGGCUUUUUUGACGACGUUGACGACGACGACGGAGCACGCAAGCAGGCGACGACCAGUAGAGACUCGACUCGCAUCGGCCAACGACCAAUCCGCUCGCGGAAAAGCGAAAAGCAUUUAGCGACGGUCGGCAGAUCAUAUUCAUGGCGUACAACCAAGUUACAGCCUCCUCGCUCACGCCCUCCCGGCCCGCACCCCAAGCACCCACACGGCAGCCCUCCUCAGCGUCCUCCUACAACUCCCCCUCCCGCUCCAACACCGCGUCCUCUUUCGCUUCUACUACAGCCUACGCGCCCUCCAUCGCCUCCACCACCACCCUUAACAACAACAACAACAAUCAGUCCCCCGUCGUCAUGCCCGCUUCGAACACGUCCUAUGCGACGUCGUAUUCGGGCAUAGGCGGCUCUCCCGCCGUCGGCGGUUUUCCAGGCCAUAUGCAGAGGAAUUCGGAGCUCGGGGGAGGCGGGAGAGCAGGCGGGGGAGACGGCAUGGGGGGACAGGGAUUGUCGGGGGCGGGGAUUGUGAGGAGUGGGACGGUGGGGUUUAAGGAGGAUGCGUUCGCGAAUUGGCUUUGGAGGGAGAAGUAUCUGAUAUUGAGGGAGCAGACGCUCGCGGUGCAUAAGAAUGAGGCCUCCUCCGCCCAAACCACCAUCCAACUCUCCGACAUCUCCAACAUCGAACGGACCGACCUCAAACCGUACUGUCUCCUCCUCGAGACCUCCUCUCCCAACCGGCGUUUCUAUUUCGCUCUCAAAGGGGACGAGGAGCUGUACGGAUGGCAGGACGAUAUUUACUCGAGGAGUCCGUUGAGUGGGAGUUUGAGUGCGCCGACGAAUUUCGUGCAUAAGGUCCAUGUGGGGUUUGAUCCGGUUAGUGGGGCUUUUACGGGUAUGCCAGAACAAUGGAGCAAACUGCUCACGAAAUCGGCCAUCACGCGCGAGGACUAUCAGCGCGAUCCGCAGGCGGUGCUCGAUGUGCUCGAGUUUUAUACGGACCAUCAGAAAAGGGAGAUGGAGGAGAUGGGACUUUCGCCGGCGACGAGGAUGGGGGCCACAGGCGCACCCGCCCGCUUCAACGCAGGCACCGGCCUCGCCGGAACCGGCACCUCCUCCAAACUACCCCCCCUCCCCGAAACCCCAGACGCGCCCUCCCGCCCCUCCAUCUCCCGCGCCGAUACAUCCACGCCAGGCACGCCCGCCGCGCUCGCCCGUGCGGCGGAUUAUGUGAAUGAGGCGUCCGUUGGUGGAGGCAUCGGCGUUGGCGGAGGUGGUGGGGAAAGGGGUGGAGGAGGAGGGGGAGAAGGAGGAGGAAGAGGUGGGGGAAUAGGGGCGUUACAGCCUUCGAGGCCUGCGCCGCCUAGACCGCUGUUGACUGCGAAUCGGCCGGCUCCGUCUGCGCCUGGGAGUGGAAGUGGGAAAGAACAGGCGACGGCUUCGAGUGCGGAUUUGAGGGCGAGGGCGAAGCAGCAGCAGGGUCAGGGUGGCGGAGGGGCGAGUUUGGAUAUGGAUAGGGAGAGGGAGAGGAAGCCGGGACAAGGGCAGGGGCAGGGACCGGUGCCGGAGAGGAAGGAGAGUUUGUCGCCUGCUGGGGGACAGGGGCAGGGGCAGGGACAGAGAGAUAGGGAACGCGAAAGGGAGAGGGAGAGGGAGCAGAGGGUUGUGGAUCGGGAGCAGAGAGAGAGGGAGCGGGAGAGGAGGGAGAGGGAUAGGGAUGAACGGGAGAGGGAGAGGGCGGAACGAACGGAGAAGGAGCAGAGGACGCCGGCGAAGCCUUCCGGUGCUGCUGGUGCGGAGAAGACGCCUGCGACGGUGGUGAAGCCUCUGCAGCCGACGAAGAAGCCUGCGGAUAAGCUGGUGAUUGGGGGUGGGAAGGAGGAUGGAGAUGGGAGCGUGGCGGCGGCGGCGGCGGCGCUGGAGAAGCCGAAGGCGAAGGAGGUGGAGAAGAGGAUUAGUACGAUGACGGAGGUGCAGAUUAUGGAGAAGUUGAGGAGCGUGGUUAGUCCUGAUGAUCCAAAGUUGAUCUAUAGCAAGAUUAAGAAGAUCGGGCAGGGUGCCUCCGGCCACGUCUACGUCGCCAAAACGCUCGCGACGGGGAAGAAAGUGGCGAUCAAAGAGAUGGACCUGAUGAACCAGCCGCGGAAAGAGCUGAUCGUGAACGAGAUCCUCGUCAUGAAGGAGUCGCAGCACCCGAACAUCGUCAACUUCCUCAACUCGUACCUCGUCAAGAACAACGAGCUCUGGGUCGUGAUGGAGUACAUGGAGGGCGGCGCGCUGACGGAUAUUAUUGAGAAUAAUACGUUGGAGGAGGAUCAGAUCUCUUGUAUUUCGAAUGAGACGUGCAAGGGCUUGGGCCAUCUCCAUAGCCAGCAUAUCAUCCAUCGAGAUAUCAAAUCCGACAACGUCCUGCUCGACGCCCAAGGCCGCGUCAAAAUCACCGACUUCGGCUUCUGCGCGAAACUGACGGACCAAAAGUCGAAGCGCGCAACCAUGGUGGGCACGCCGUACUGGAUGGCGCCCGAGGUCGUGAAGCAGAAGGAGUACGGCGCGAAGGUCGACAUCUGGUCGCUCGGGAUCAUGGCGAUCGAGAUGAUCGAGCAGGAGCCGCCGUACCUCGACGAGGAGCCCCUGAAAGCGUUGUAUUUGAUCGCGACGAAUGGGACGCCGACACUCAAGAAGCCGGAGGCGCUGUCGAGGGAGCUGAAGAGCUUUUUGAGCGUGUGUUUGUGUGUGGAUGUGAAGAGUCGGGCGACGGCGAAUGAGCUGCUUGAGCAUGAGUUUUUGAAGAAGACGUGCCAGUUGUCAGGACUCGCUCCUCUGUUGAGGUUCAGGACGAAGCAAGCAUCAUGAACGCUCAACGUCGUGCUUGAUGUCUGUAACUGGCCCCGGAUGCCUGCUCUCAGUUCUCUUUCUCUUCUUCUUCUCCGUCUUUUGUCUCAUCCUGUAGCCCAACCUAGCUGGCAUAUAUCCCCUCGAUUUUUCACGCCGGCGCUAUAACAUACCGUUAGCAAAUCGCCCUCGUCUCCUUUCUCUCGUCUCGUCUCGUCUCUUUCCCUAUCUACCGGUACUUUCCUCUUUUAUCACUCUUUUUCGUUCCCUUUGUCUUUUGUUAUUCCCCUUCCUACCCGGAUAUUUUGCUUUCCCCCUUUCUAUCCCUCCUAGUCUCUUUCUCUUUCCUCGACUUACGACCUUUUGUGCCUGUUAAACUUCUCUUCCCUGUGUUUCUUCCCUGUUUCUGUUCCAAUCGAUCGAUGAUUUCCUCUUCUCUGUCUGUCUUAAGUACCCCUUCCACCUUGUCCCCUCUGUGUCUACUGUCCAUCCAUCGUCCAUCGGGUCUUAGCCGUUCCAUGAUCUAGGUAUGAACUCGCCAUGCGCCCCACCCCACCC
This is a messenger RNA of Stereum hirsutum FP-91666 SS1, 3419 nucleotides long. RefSeq names its product Pkinase-domain-containing protein. The record is from RefSeq and is a predicted model, not a curated record. Bases 180 to 2882 code for a protein of 900 amino acids. NCBI's taxonomy places the organism in Eukaryota, Fungi, Basidiomycota, Agaricomycetes, Russulales, Stereaceae. The transcript is spliced from 7 exons. Gene Ontology annotation, biological process: regulation of MAPK cascade; intracellular signal transduction; protein phosphorylation. Gene Ontology annotation, cellular component: cytoplasm. Gene Ontology annotation, molecular function: protein serine/threonine kinase activity; ATP binding.